Molecule: messenger RNA, 2880 nt
Organism: Fonsecaea multimorphosa CBS 102226
Lineage: Eukaryota; Fungi; Ascomycota; Eurotiomycetes; Chaetothyriales; Herpotrichiellaceae
Exons: 1
Coding region: 1-2880 (959 amino acids)
Biological process (GO): L-histidine biosynthetic process
Cellular component (GO): cytoplasm
Molecular function (GO): NAD binding; histidinol dehydrogenase activity; phosphoribosyl-AMP cyclohydrolase activity
Source: RefSeq, a predicted model, not a curated record
AUGGGUACAGGGCUCUUGGUCUCGGUCGAUCCAGAGGACAUACUCAAGGAAGACGUCCCUGGUCUCACUCUGGAUCAGGUAGCCUACCUUGGGCAUUGUCUGAUCGAAGUCACUCCAGAGACAUACCAAUCCAAUCUCGAGUUCCUUCGUCAGAAUUUCUCCAAACUCGAUGUAUACCUCGAUGUUAGGAAGCUGAAGAGUUGGGACAAUGUCAUUGACGUUCUCAACAACGGGGCAUCCAAAAUAUUCGUCACCUUCGAGCAGCUGAAGGCUCUGUCGCAAGAGCCUACCAUUUCUGCGGAUCGCCUUGUCUUGACUAUCUCCCUUGUCAAUCCGAAAACCGAUAUUGGAAAACUCAAGACCUUUCUCGAUGACAAUCCACGGUGGAAGACUGCUGAAUGGGCAUUCGAUGGCGACAAAGGCAAUGAGUACGUCGAUGCGGUAUUGAAAGAGCUGGAUAAUUAUCCUCCAAGUCAUGAUCAGACAAUAUUCGUCUCGGUCGCGAGCGAGAUUGAAGGAAGGAACCUGCUGCACGAAUAUCCCGGAAAUGCUCUGAUUGUCUCCUCAAAGAAGUUGACCUUCGACCCUUCCAAGGAGGAAAACAAGGCUCUGAUACCUGCUGUGGAAUUGAUCGUCUCUGGGGCCACCGCUGAUCGAAAGACGGGCCUUUACGCGACUACGGUAGUUGAUGAGCGCGGCGUUGCGUUGGGCUUGGUGUGGAGCAGCAAAGAAAGUAUCGCCGAAGCGCUGAAGACCGGAACAGGCGUUUACCAAAGUCGAAAAAGAGGACUUUGGCACAAGGGUGCAUCGAGCGGGGAUAUUCAGGAACUGAUCAGUAUCGGCUUCGAUUGCGACAAGGACUGCUUGAUUUUCAGGGUUCAUCAGAAAGGGCAGGGUUUCUGCCAUCUGAGAACAAUGUCAUGCUGGGGCAAGGUUUCUGGGCUGUCUAGACUACAACGAACAUUGCAGCAACGCAAGGUCGAAGCCCCCGAGGGCUCUUAUACUGCUCGGCUUUUCAACGACCCGAAGCUUGUCAAUGCAAAAAUCAAAGAAGAGGCCGAUGAACUUUGCGCAGCAACCUCGAAAGAAGACAUUGCCUCUGAGGCAGCUGAUCUGCUCUACUUUGCUCUUGCCAGGUGCAUUGCCGCGGACGUCACUCUGGAAGACAUUGAGAAGAACCUUGACUUGAAGAGUCUGAAAGUGAAGAGACGGAAAGGCGAUGCCAAACCUCAAUACGUUGAGGAGACCCCUGUUGUUGAGAAGUCAACUUCCGAAACCAACGGUGUUGAUGGCCACCAGGAUGAAGAUGUCAAGGAGGCAGCAUCUGUUCCAAAAGGCCCCUUAGAUCCUGCUGGCAGGGCAGAAUCGGGCCGGAUACAGCUGAAAAGAUUUUCUACGUCGCAAACUUUCUCGGACGACAUUUUGAAAGCUGCCCUACAACGACCUUCGCAAAAGUCCAACGAGAAAAUCAUGUCACUUGUCCAUCCUAUUAUUGCCGAUGUUCGUGCCAACGGCGACUCUGCUGUCCUGAAAUAUACCCACAAAUUUGAGAAAGCUACCGGUCUGAAAUCUCCUGUACUAAAAGCACCUUUUCCUAAGUCGCUGAUGCAACUUCCCGAAGAGACCAUCAAAGCGAUAAACACCUCGUACGAUAAUAUCCUCAAAUUCCAUGCUGCGCAGAAACCGUCAGCACCAUUGAUCGUGGAGACAAUGCCUGGUGUGACCUGCUCUCGGUUUUCGAGACCGAUUGAGAAAGUCGGUUUAUACAUUCCUGGCGGCACUGCAGUAUUGCCCUCAACGGCGCUUAUGCUCGGUGUCCCGGCCAUGGCCGCAGGAUGCAAGAACAUCGUCCUUGCAUCGCCCCCGAGGUCUGAUGGUACUGUCACGCCGGAAAUCGUGUACAUCGCGCACAAAGUCGGAGCAGAAGCCAUAGUUUUGGCGGGCGGUGCUCAGGCUGUCGCCGCCAUGGCCUAUGGAACAGAAUCUGUCACCAAGGUCGAUAAAAUCCUGGGUCCAGGAAAUCAAUUUGUCACGGCCGCGAAGAUGAUUGUCAGCAACGAUACCUCCGCCGCAGUAUCAAUUGAUAUGCCAGCUGGCCCGUCUGAAGUGCUAGUUGUUGCGGACAGAACAGCCGAUCCGGCGUUUGUUGCCAGUGACCUGCUCAGUCAAGCCGAGCAUGGCACAGAUAGCCAAGUUGUGCUUAUCGCUGUUGAUCUGACCGAGGAGCAGCUCCAAGCGAUUGAGGAUGAAGUGCACAAGCAGGCGCACGAACUUCCGCGAGUGGAUAUUGUUCGAGGGGCAAUCGAGCACAGUGUUACCAUCUCAGUGACCACUCUCAAAGAAGCACUGAAGUGGUCGAAUUACUAUGCACCUGAACAUCUCAUUCUGCAAAUCGCUGACCCUCGCGCCGUACUACCUGAUGUUCAAAAUGCAGGUUCCGUAUUCCUGGGAGGUUGGACGCCUGAGUCUGUUGGCGAUUAUUCCGCAGGUGUGAACCACAGCUUGCCGACAUACGGCUACGCGAAGCAAUACAGCGGUGUCAACCUCGGCAGUUUUAUGAAGAAUAUCACCAGCAGCGAGGUCACAGAGCAAGGUGUUGGGGAAGUAGGUUACGCAGUUAUGGAGCUUGCAAGGUGUGAAGGUCUUGACGCUCAUCGACGAGCCAUGGAGAUCCGCUUGGAGAAGCUUGGACUUGUCAAGAAGAACGGCGUGCAGACUGACAGCAGUCCCGUGGAGAUUGAGAAGGCUGAGCCAGAAGCUGUAAUCCACAACGGAUCACCAGAAGUGAGUCCCAAGUCAGCUGCUCUCAAUGAGACGGGUGAUGAGGAUGGGGCGGCAACAAGCCAAAAUGCUGACGAGCAGCCAAAGAUCAAAGCCUGA